AUGGCGGGUAUUAACAAGCGCAGCAGGUCUGCCGCCGCAGAGGACGACGGAGUCGACCAGCUUGGAUCCGAGACACCACGGUCGGGCGUCGCGACCCCGCAGCCAGAUCUCCACGACAAGCGGUUGCCGGGUAUAAUGAGCUAUUUCAACCAGGUUCGUUCAAGCUCUUUUCAGCGGUUGCUGUCAAGUUCCUUCAAGAGCGGCGGCGGGCAGAAUGCGACUCCGCCAGAGCCUGCCGCGCCCCAGGUCGAGGAGUCUUCGCACGCUGCUUCCCCAUCUCAGCUUCCACCCAGCCCUCUUGAACCGGUGUCCUCCUCUGCCUCGUUAGAGGAAGGCCCUCCUCUCCUGGCUCAUGAGAUGGUGGGACUGUCCCUGGAGACGUCGCCCCAGGAGACCGGACUACUGCAUCCAUAUCCCACCCCUCCGACUUCGCAGCGGUCUUCGUUGCGCGCGGCCGAUUCGUGCAGUCAGAAGUCGAGGGUUGGGUCCCCCCCAACUUCCCGACCGGUCAGUCUCCGUCAUUUCACCAUCUCGGACUUUGGAAGAGGCAAAGGACGCAGAAAUUCUCUUCUGGCGGCCUUGACGACUACCGUCGACGGAGCAAGCGUGUCCGCCCGUCACCUGUCAAAUCCUGCCGGGCGUGCCUCUACUGUGCCGAACUCUCCAAGCCGCUCACCCUUUAACUCUGGGGGCGGCCAUGUUUCUUACGAGUCCGCAUCUGUCGUACACCUCAAGAAGCUAACUGACGUUUCGGCCAACAAGAGCGGUACAUCUACCCCUACCCGUGCGCUAUCUGCCGCUCAACCAUCGCCCGCCGAACCCCAAAAGGACACCCCCACUCAACAAGAAAACGGAGACAGGAUUGACCGCACCGUGGCCCACACGCCGGCUCCCGAGGGCGCACAAGCGCCUGCCGCCAAGGGAAAGCUCACCAUCAAGAUUGCCGAGGCGAGGGGGUUGAGGAAGUGCAAGGAUCCCUAUGUCGUUGUUGUCUUCCAACGCAGCGAGCUUAUUUCUGGCGGCCCCCGCCCCGGAGAGGACGAUGACGAGGCCGCCAUCGCUGCCGUUGCUAUGGGAGGUAUUCCAAUCCAGCGCCAAGGGAGUGACUCUGGCAGGCCACCCAUGGCCAUCCCGAUGCGAAGCAGACAGAGCAGCAAUACUAGCCUUACCGACUAUACCACUUUCCGGAACCGCAACGGUCGUCGAUCCUUUACAAACCCCAAAUGGGAUGCCGAAGCUCUCUUUGACGUUGUUGGCUCGGACAUGCUCGUGGAUAUUUCUGUCUACGGUAACGGACAAUCUGGGCAGGAAUUCCUCGGGCAUUUGGAUUUCCGGGCUCAGUCUGAGCGAGAUGGGCCGAUUCGGGGAUGGUUCCCCUUGAAGGGAAAUGCCGAUACGAUGAUCGAAAACACGCCCACGGGCGAGAUAUACGUUGAAGCCUUCUACCAUCGCACUGAGCAGAAGCACUUCGGACCUGCAGACUUUCAGAUCUUGCGGCUCAUCGGAAAAGGCACCUUCGGCCAGGUGUACCAGGUUCGGAAGAAGGACACCAAGCGGAUCUACGCCAUGAAGGUUCUUUCCAAGAAGGUCAUCGUACAGAAGAAGGAAGUCGCGCACACCGUUGGCGAACGAAACAUCUUAGUCCGCACGGCCAUGGCGGAUUCGCCAUUCAUCGUUGGCUUAAAGUUUUCUUUCCAGACGCCUUCAGACCUCUACUUGGUCACCGACUACAUGUCGGGCGGUGAGCUCUUUUGGCAUCUGCAAAAGGAGGGCAAAUUCGAGGAGAAGCGAGCCAAGUUCUACAUCGCCGAGCUGAUUCUUGCUAUCCAACAUCUGCACCAGAACGAUAUCGUUUACCGCGACUUGAAGCCGGAAAACAUUCUGCUGGAUGCCAAUGGCCACAUUGCACUCUGCGACUUCGGGUUAUCAAAGGCCAACCUGACAAAGAAUGACACAACCAACACAUUUUGCGGCACAACCGAGUACUUGGCCCCCGAGGUGCUUUUGGAUGAGGCUGGAUACACCAAGAUGGUCGAUUUCUGGUCCCUAGGCGUCCUCGUAUUCGAGAUGUGUUGCGGAUGGAGCCCUUUCUACGCCGAGGAUACACAGCAGAUGUACAAGAACAUUGCCUUUGGCAAAGUCAGGUUUCCUCGCGACACCCUCUCCCUGGAAGGACGAAAUUUUGUGAAGGGAUUACUUAAUAGGAAUCCGAAGCACCGACUUGGCGCCACGGAUGACGCUGAAGAGCUCAAGCGACAUGCCUUCUUCCAGGACAUAGACUGGAUUGCUCUUUCCAAGAAGCUCAUCACGCCGCCUUUCAAGCCGCAGCUAAAGAACGAUACCGAUGUGUCGUACUUCGACCCCGAAUUCACCAACGCGCUCAACACCAACGGGUCGCUCAAUGAGAGGGCGGCUGCCCUAGCCAAGGGAUUUGCGACAUCUACUCCGCUUUCCCCAUCGGUACAGGCCAACUUCCAGGGGUUCACGUUUGUUGACGAGAGCGCGCUCGAGGACCACAUGAAGGAUCGGUUCGAGAUGAGGUAUGAGGACGAGGACAUGGAUGAUGUCAGCAACUCCAAGAAAGACGACGACUGGGACGAUCUUCACGAUCUCGAUCCCCGAAACGCGAACCGGAUGAGCGGGAUUGUGAAGACGAAUACGAACGACGAGCAAAUGUUCGGUGCAUCCAACUUCGACGACAUGUAA
Messenger RNA from Lasiosphaeria miniovina, 2706 nucleotides. Its product is annotated as kinase-like domain-containing protein. NCBI's taxonomy places the organism in Eukaryota, Fungi, Ascomycota, Sordariomycetes, Sordariales, Lasiosphaeriaceae. Gene Ontology annotation, cellular component: nucleus; cytoplasm. Gene Ontology annotation, biological process: protein phosphorylation. Gene Ontology annotation, molecular function: ATP binding; protein serine/threonine kinase activity. The record is from RefSeq and is a predicted model, not a curated record. Bases 1 to 2706 code for a protein of 901 amino acids. The transcript is spliced from 2 exons.